This is a messenger RNA of Rubroshorea leprosula, 2474 nucleotides long. The record is from the annotation of a GenBank genome assembly. NCBI's taxonomy places the organism in Eukaryota, Viridiplantae, Streptophyta, Magnoliopsida, Malvales, Dipterocarpaceae.
ACACUCUCCCUCUUUCUCUCUUCAAAUUUCUCGCUUUUCUAUUUCGAUUUUUUUUUUUCCUUUUAUCAUCGUUUUCUUCAUCUCGAAAAACUGUCUACCGUAGAACCAGAGGCAAUAGCAAUGUCGUUUUCGGAUUCUGAGUCGUCAGCUCAUGCCGGAAGCGGAGACUAUAAGUUUUUCCGUCAAUUCAGUCGGGAUCGGCUACUGUAUGAAAUGCUUGGAUCAACGAAAACAGAUGAUGCAAAAUCUGAUUGGAAGGUGCUCAUAAUGGAUAAAGUUACAGUCAAAGUCAUGUCUCACUCAUGUAAAAUGGCAGACAUUACAGAUCAAGGAAUUUCUCUGGUUGAAGACCUUUUCAGAAGAAGGCAACCUUUGCCCUCCAUGGAUGCUAUAUAUUUUAUCCAACCAUCAAAAGAAAAUCUUGUCAUGCUCAUAUCUGACAUGUCUGGAAGGGAGCCUUUAUAUAGGAAAGCAUAUGUAUUUUUCAGUUCACCUGUCCCAAAGGAUUUUGUUAAUCACAUUAAGAGUGACUCAAGUGUGGUGCCUCGCAUUGGUGCAUUGAGAGAGAUGAAUUUGGAGUACUUUCCUAUAGAUAGCCAGGGUUUCAUCACUGAUCAAGAAACAGCAUUGGAGGAUCUCUUUUGUGAAGAUGCAGAGAAGUCUCGCAAAUUUGAUGCUUGCUUGAACACAAUGGCAACUCGAAUUGCUACAGUUUUUGCAUCAUUGAAGGAGCUGCCACUUGUGCGAUAUCGUGUUGCCAAGGCACAAGAUGGAACUACUGUAAAAGCGAGUGACUUAAUUCCAACUAAACUUGCUGAGGCUGUAUGGAACUGUCUUUUAAAAUACAAAUCAGUUCCCAGCUUUCCACAGACUGAAACAUGUGAGCUGCUCAUUCUGGAUAGAUCUGUUGAUCAGAUUGCUCCUGUGAUACAUGAAUGGACAUAUGAUGCUAUGUGCCAUGAUUUACUUGAAAUGGAUGGAAACAAAUAUGUACUUGAGCUUCCUAGCAAAACAGGAGGCCCACCCGAAAAUAAGGAGGUUCUUCUGGAGGAUAACGAUUCAGUUUGGUUGGAGUUACGCCAUGCACACAUAGCAGAUGCCAGUGAACGCUUGCAUGACAAGUUUACCACUUUUAAGUCAAAGAAUAAAGCGGCACAGAUUCAACAGAGCUCAAGGGAAGGUAGUGAAAUAUCUACUCGAGACUUGCAAAAAGUUGUUCAAGCUUUGCCAAAAUAUAAUGAAGUCAUGGAGAAGCUCUCCCUUCAUAUUGAGAUUGCUGGAAAGAUUAACAAACUUAUCAGGGAUAUGGGGCUUCGAGACCUCGGGCAAUUAGAGCAGAAUCUUGUUUUUGGAGAUGCAGGAGCCAAGGAAGUCAUCAACUUUCUCAGGACAAAUCAGGAUGCUACUCCAGAAAACAAAUUGCGAUUGUUGAUGAUAUAUGCAUUUGUCUAUCCUGAGAAAUUUGAGGGUGACAAGGGUUCAAAAUUAAUGCAGUUGGCUAGAUUAUCUCUGGAUGAUAUGAAAGCGAUAAAUAAUAUGCAACUUCUUGGAGGAACAACGGAAUCAAAGAAGGCAACUACUGGUUUCUCGCUCAAGUUUGAUGUCCAAAAGACAAAGCAUGCAGCGAGAAAAGAUCGAACAGGUGAGGAAGAAACAUGGCAACUAUUUCGGUUUUAUCCUGUGGUAGAGGAGCUCAUUGAAAAUCUUAGCAAAGGUGGAUUACCAAAGAAUGAAUAUUCAUGUGUGAAUCAGAGUUCAACUGUCCACGAUGACUCCCAAGAUGUACCCAUGCGAGCAAAACCUGCUGCUGCUCCAGAAAGAAAAAUUCCUGCCCAUUCAGUGAGAUCAAGACGAACUGCAAAUUGGGCACGACCUCAUCAUUCAGAUGAUGGAUAUUCUAGUGAUUCAGUUUUAAAGAGUGCAUGUACUGAUCACAAGAGGAUGGGAAAGCGUAUAUUUGUAUUCAUCAUUGGUGGAGCAACUCGAUCGGAGUUACGAACAUGCCACAAGCUCACAGGAAAACUAAAGAGGGAAGUUAUCUUAGGUUGUACAACCCUUGAUGAUCCUCCACAAUAUAUCAUGAAACUGAAGCUGCUGUCAGAGAAGGAACUCAGAGAGAAUGCACCUCCAGAAGCCAAGUUUUGGUGAGAUGGAACUAGUGGAAUACAUGCUUCUUUUAAUUUCAAAUGCCAGCACGCUUUUGGCAAUCAACUAAUUUCUACGAGUAUGAAAGUAUCGAGCAGUUCACAAGUUAGAACUCUCUUUCACACACGUUCAAUGUUCAAUGUUCAAUGGUACGAAAUUUAUGUCAUGUAGAUAGAAUCACAGAACGAGGAGAUAAUGAAAAGGCCAUUUAAUUGCUUAUGUAAUAUUUUUAUGGCCUAAUUACCUAUAGAGUUACAUAAUAGAAUUACACUUUACUAUGUAUAUUCCUUAUAGUUUUACAUUCCAACAACUAAAUUUCAUGAAGGUUU